Messenger RNA from Lactuca virosa, 1361 nucleotides. The record is from the annotation of a GenBank genome assembly. NCBI's taxonomy places the organism in Eukaryota, Viridiplantae, Streptophyta, Magnoliopsida, Asterales, Asteraceae.
GCUCAUGGAGAAACAGUGGUCGCGAAAUGAAACUACUAUCUCUCUCAUAAACUUUCUCUCUCUAAAACAUGAAAUCCUAUCCAUGGCCGCCCCUGGUUUUCCCUUGCCGCCACCUCCACCUCCUGCUUAUAGUCUCAUCAUUCUCCCACUUUUCCACCACCAAUUUUGUCCACACUUCAAAUUUCAAAGAAGCUAACACACGGCUACUGUAUAUUUCUUAGAAUUUAAUCUUAGUUGAUCGGUUGUCAUACUGCUUUGUGAUCGGAUUCGGAUCUGAGGUUUUUGAUCGAGUUGUUUGUGUAGUUUAAUCGAUCGAUCGAUGACCAUUGAGGUAAGGUUGGCUGGUGUGAGCAAGAGUAUAAGGAAGAAAAAAUGCUAUCGGAAAACCAAUAGUAAGAGGAAACAGUCUCCGCCGCGUCCGACGUCGACGCCGGUUUCGUUUCCGUUACAGAGGCUGUAUAUGUCUUGUAAAGACGUGUUCAAAGGCGUCGGAACGGUUCCUUCUCCUACCGACGUGCAGAAACUUUGCCAUAUUCUCGAUGGAAUGAUGGCAGAAGAUGUUGGACUAAGUAGAAAUCUGCAAUUCUUUAAAACUAGAAGCAUUGUAGGAGUAACUCCAAAAGUCGCAUGUACUACCAUAUAUCAAUCUGAGAAAUUCUCUCUAUGUAUCUUCUUUCUUCCUGCAAACGCUGUCAUACCUCUUCACAACCACCCAGGAAUGACGGUUUUCAACAAACUUCUACUUGGAAAAGUUCAUAUUAAAUCAUAUGAUUUGGUUAACUCCAGUGAUUCAGAUGACUCUUUAUCCCCUUCACAUAUGAAAUUGGCGAGUUUAAAAGUAGAUGGCGUAUAUUCUGCUCCAUGUGACACUUCUGUAUUGUAUCCAACUUCUGGAGGUAAUAUACAUGCGUUCAGAGCUAUAACACCUUGUGCGAUUCUUGAUGUGAUGGGGCCUCCUUAUUCUAAAAAAGAUGGGCGUGAUUGCUCUUAUUACAGAGAUAUUCCAUACACUACAUUGCCAUAUAUGUCAGGAGAAGAGAGGGAAAGGGAGAGGGAGGGUUAUUGGUGGUUAGAAGAGAUUGAGGUGCCAAAAGAAUCAGAAAUGGAGGGGAUUGAGUAUAUGGGUCCUCGGAUAAUUGAAACUCAAACUAGUAGUUCAUCAUAAAUUCAUAGGUGUUUUUUCAGUUGAAGCUUCAUGUUGGGAGCAUAUGUUUCUGUGUUUUUUCAUUUUUUUUUUUAAAUUUUAAAGAUGGGUGUAUAGGUGUUGUUGGUGUAACAAGGUUUAAUGGCUGUUUUUCUUUGUUAGUGCUAUCACUGUUGAUGCUUGGGGUUGGAAAAACCUAACUGAUAUUCUACGUGGC